AUGGGCAACACAUCCUCCAUGCUCACUCAAUACGACAUUGAAGAAGUCCAGCAACACUGCAAUCACGCAUUUACGCAGCAAGAGAUCGUUUCUUUAUACGAGCGCUUCUGUCAACUCGAUCGCAACAAUUGCGGUUUCAUUCCCUCCGAUGAAUUCCUCUCCAUUCCAGAAUUCGCCGUCAAUCCUCUCUCUCAGAGUUUGUUGAGAAUGCUGGAUGGAUUUAACUUCAAGGAGUUUAUAGCGUUUUUGUCUGCAUUCAGUCCACGCGCCACUCUCCAAAACAAAAUUGAAUUUAUUUUCAAGGUUUAUGAUACAGAUUGCAAUGGAAAAGUUAGCUUUGAUGAUAUAUUGACAGUUUUGAGGGAUUUGACUGGACAAUAUAUGUCUGAAGAUCAGAGAAAGGAAGUUCUGGCACAGGUCCUUGAGGAAGCUGGCUAUACAAAAGGUUCAUUCUUAGUCUUGUCUGACUUCACGAAGAUUCUUGGCAAUUCGGAUUUGAAGAUGGAAGCUGAGGUUCCAGUGGAUUAG
Molecule: messenger RNA, 528 nt
Organism: Vicia faba (fava bean)
Lineage: Eukaryota; Viridiplantae; Streptophyta; Magnoliopsida; Fabales; Fabaceae
Source: the annotation of a GenBank genome assembly